GCUAAACUGGACGGAGUGAGUCUUAUUUCUCCGCUUCCAUCAAUACGUUGUUUUUCGCCUGCGUGAACAAAAAAGGCAGAAUUCUACUUGCAAUUAUUUAUUUGACUUGACUUGAUCAGAGAAACAUGUCAUUAGAAAGUGUUUGUAGAGGAAAUUCAGUUUGCUCUUGAUGAGGAAGAUAAUCAUUCUCAAUGGGCAACGAUCUAAAUUUCCUCUUCUUGCCGUGAGUCAAAGACAGAGCGUUAUGAGAUAUAUUUAUUUUUGGAUUCUGCUCUGCCUGUGUGCCUGCUCCGGGGUUCAAGGUUCCAGUGGAAUUGUGCCGAAGAGAAUGAACGAUGUCUACUACUGGGAACAAAAUACAGCUGCCACACACAAACCUUCCAGUGUUGCCAAACAUGCGGAUCGAAAACAUGCCAACCACGACGAGCAUUCGAGCAGACGAUUGUUCGGUCGACAUGUGUGUACUGAAAACAAGGUGACAAUGGUUCCCGUGAAAGAAAUGCAUUCUUAUUGCAAACCUGCCUAUCAAUCUUAUCUCAGAAGAUGUGACAAAGAUAGUUCUAGAUAUUGUUCGGGCUACAGAGUUGUAUAUGAACUUUCAUAUCGCACAGUCCAAAGGUUGGCUGCGAAGACGGAAUCUGUACAAGCAUGCUGUCCUGGGUGGACUCAGUCUCGAACAUCUGCUAAUGACUGUAAAAAAGCCAUCUGUCACGAGAAGUGCCAGAACGGCGGCAGCUGUACGAAGCCUGACCACUGCUCGUGCCCUCCAGGAUGGACGGGGAAAACAUGCAGCACAGAUGUGGACGAAUGUUCUAAAAGAAAAGACGCCUGUGAUCAUGAGUGCAUCAACACUGUGGGAUCUUUCAGAUGUUUAUGUAAAGAGGGAUAUACAUUAUUAGAAGACGGUAGAACUUGCGCAAAGACAAACAUAACAAGAAAAGAACGUGAACUGGAUCCAGAAUUUUUAAAUAAAUUUGAAGCUAUGCGAAAGCGUCUUGAUGCUCUCGAACAGUGGCAGAGCGAAAUGCUGAGCAGAGAUAAGGAUGACACCAGACAUCAGCGGGACGACAGAAUCAAUUCUCUCAGUGAACAAAUAGCAAUUCUGGAAGAGAGGUUGGAAGAAUAUAAGAAACAAAAACGAAAGCAAAUCAAGUAUGAUCCUUCCAAGUAUACAAAAUAAAAAAUCUUAGCAGGUUCCUGUAACAAAAGGGAAGAGCUACACUUUCCUCGAGUGCAAAAAUGAAAGAUGGUGUCUUCAUAAAUAAAGAUACUUAUGAGUUUCGCUUUAAAGCACAGAGGAGUUUAUACGACGCGUUUUGGCUUGAUGACAUACUUCUAGAUUUCAUUACAAGCUAAUGAAGAAGAGCGGAGUCUGUAACAUUUUUCUUUUCAUAAUUCUGUUGGUAUAUUUGCUGAUAAAACAUGCAUCAAUGCGAUUUUAGUCCGUAUCAUCUUUCUUUUAAAUAAAGCAAUUCUCUUCAUAUCAUAAAUGAAACUUGCAUUGUUUUAACUGUAUUAGGAUAACAUUUUUAAGGUUACUUUUUUU
This is a messenger RNA of Argiope bruennichi, 1546 nucleotides long. Its product is annotated as epidermal growth factor-like protein 8. Bases 170 to 1180 code for a protein of 336 amino acids. The record is from RefSeq and is a predicted model, not a curated record. Gene Ontology annotation, cellular component: cell surface; extracellular region. Gene Ontology annotation, biological process: anatomical structure development. The transcript is spliced from 10 exons. Lineage: Eukaryota; Metazoa; Arthropoda; Arachnida; Araneae; Araneidae. Gene Ontology annotation, molecular function: calcium ion binding; signaling receptor binding.